UAGUAACCAGUUUGUGGUGUUAUUUACAAGAAUCGGGAUUACGUGUCUUCAUAUGGUUAUUUAAGGUAUAUUGUUCCUGCCAGGGAAGAGCCUGGGUUGGUGUCUUCAGGAGCAAAGGCCCGGGUUGUAAUGUUAGUCAGUGUUCACCAUGCCCAGCAUCCAGUCUAUGGAAUUUGACAGUAAAUAUCUGCCAGCAGCAUGUAUAAGUUUUUUCUUCUUUCUGUUCCUGUUCAAGUUUGUCAACCCAAACUUGUCCAAGAAAAUGUUCAGCAAGUACAACACCUUACCUGUUGCCAACAAGAUAGACUGGGACACCAGAAUCAAUUCAAGUGUUCAUGCUGUGAUUGUUAGCUCAAUUUGUCUUUAUGCAUUUUUGUAUGAUGAAGAACUCAGCUCGGAUCCUAUCUGGCAUGACAGUCCAAUUGUAAGAACAGGAUGUGCCAUUGUAAUAGGAUAUAUGUUGUCUGAUGUAGUAGUCAUGGCCAUUUACUACAAGCACAUUGGAGAACUCUUCUUCUUAUUUCACCAUGCAGCUUCAAUUUAUGCAUACUAUUAUGUGAUGGUUUUCGGAGUCAUGCCAUAUUUUGCAAAUUACCGACUGCUGGCUGAAAUUUCUACCCCGUUUGUAAACAACAGGUACUUUUUUGACAUGCUUGGAAUAAAGAAAACAGACCCACUGGGAUUUACUAAUGGCAUCCUAAUGACUCUAUCUUUUUUUGCUGUUCGUAUUGUUGUAAUGCCAUUUUAUUGGAUGAGAGUGUAUGAGGUGUAUGGAACAGAAGCAUUUACGAGAUCGGGUCACAUUCAAAAUGUCCUGUUAUAUUCCUGUCUUGUUCUUGAUGUCAUCAAUUUAUUUUGGUUUUACAGAAUGUUAAAAGGUGUUCAUAAAGUGUUAAAAGUUAAUUUUGAUAAGAACUCCAAUGAAGCUUCUAAGAAAAUCCAGUAUUCAACUUACCCUUCUAUUGGUUUACCCAUAAUCCUAUGCGCGAAAUUCCAUUGCGUUUCCUGUCAACAGACAACAUCGAGAAUCAUGAGUGGAAGAGUACCAACAGCAAGUGGCAGUCGACCACGGACUGGGGCCAGGCUGGGUACAGCAGCUCCAGGACUGCAGCCAGGCACUGCCACACGAUUAACAACAGCUAUGAAUCCUGGGACAGCGCGACCUGGAACUAGAGGGGGACAGACUGGGGGAGGUGUUGCACUGUCAUCUCAAGUUACAGUGGUUGACAGACCCAUGACACAACAAGGAUUGGGAGGAAUGAAAACAGGAAUAAAAGGAGGCUCACAAAGAAUGGUCCAAGAUAAAACAUAUUUCCUAGGGCUUAUUAGAGGGAAGUUAAAUGAAUUAAAUGCAGAGAAUGGAAGAUUGAAACAGGAGAUUGAGAACUCCUCAGAAGAAAAUUCAUCAUUUCUCACUUAUGAAAAGAGGGCUGAAUCACUUGCUAGUGAAAUUAGAGAUCUACAAGGAGAGUUGGGGGAUUACAACACACUUGUUGACAAAUUAACUACAGAUGAAGAUAUUCAAGAUGUGGAAUUUGACUUAAACGAUCUGAGAGCAAACAAUGAAAGAGAAGCAAAGAAAAUUGAAGAUUUAUUUGAAGUUAAAAAAGAAAAAGAGGAGAGGAUUAGACAGCUAGAAACAGAACUUGACCAAGAAAAACGCAUGGCUGAUAAUUUGGUUAAUGAUAUGGAGCCAGACAUGAAACAGAGAUACUUCUCCCUCAAAGACAUGAAUGAACACAUGUUAAGACAGCUAGAGAAAUCACAGCAAGAGUUAGAUGUACUCAACUCUAAAACAGCAAACCUUCAAGAGGAAUUAUCAAUGUCUCAAGUCAAACAGGAGGCAGUGAGGCUUUAUGACCAGAUUAAUGAAUUGGAGAUCCAGAGGGAUAACUAUUUGGAGGAAACUCGGAAUAAACAGUCCCCUGCCGAGGAGAGGGAGAGACUGCUGAAACAGGUCAAGGACGACAACCAGGAGAUUGCCAGCUUAGAGAGACAGACUAAUGAGCUGAGGGAGAAAAUUGAAAAUAUUGAAGAAGAGAUCCGACAACUUGACCUUGAUAUAGAGGAGAAUCAGGGAGAGAGAAAUCAGAAAUAUAAAGAAUUAAAGAAAAGAGAAGAAACUAUAGAUGAAUUCCUGAAUAACUUUGAAGAAUCAAAAGCACAAGAACUGGAAAAAUUAAAACAGACCGAGCAGAACAUUGUGUCUCUCCUUGAACACACAAGUCGGAAUAUGAGUCGCUUCACUGCAUUGCCCACUCCACAAGAGCUAGGAACAAUGAAGGAAGAUCUAGAGUUUAAGACUGGUGAAAUGAAGAAAUCGGAACAAACAACAGUAGGACUGGCUGCAGAGAGUGACAAACUACAGUCUGAUCUACAGAAGGUAGAACAAUUAGAGGAGAAAAUCAACACAGAACUGGUCAUGUUACGGGAGAAGAUCUCCACCAUGGAAAAAGAACUGGAGGUUUACUCAGAUCUCAGCACUCUGAAAGAAGAGGCAGAGAAAAAGAGAAGGAAAUUGAUGGAUGACAGAGUGAUCUUGCAAAGGAGGAGGGAUACAUUUAAGAAGACCAUGCAACAGCUGACCAGCCAGUAUGAGGGCAUGAAGGCCCAACUGAAUGAGAAUGAGACGUUCGUUCAGCUGGGUAACUUAGAGAAGAAGUGGCAACACCAUGAACAGAACAACUUUGUCAUGAAAGAAUUUAUCAGCACCAAGACAAUGGAAUGUGAUUACAGGGCCAUAUCCAAACGGGUUUCUUCUUCCAUUGAUGAGUUUAACUUAGUUCUACAAAGACAGAUGGCGGGAAAGACCAGCAUGUAGAGACAUUAGAAAAAGAUCUUUCAAUGACAUUUUGUUUAUUUAUAUGUAAUGAGUAAAUCCGUCCAUAAAUAAAAUAUUUUUCAA
Messenger RNA from Saccostrea cuccullata (small rock oyster), 2905 nucleotides. RefSeq names its product intraflagellar transport protein 74 homolog. Gene Ontology annotation, cellular component: membrane; cilium; intraciliary transport particle B. NCBI's taxonomy places the organism in Eukaryota, Metazoa, Mollusca, Bivalvia, Ostreida, Ostreidae. The record is from RefSeq and is a predicted model, not a curated record. Bases 149 to 2821 code for a protein of 890 amino acids. Gene Ontology annotation, biological process: intraciliary transport involved in cilium assembly; cilium assembly. Gene Ontology annotation, molecular function: beta-tubulin binding. The transcript is spliced from 31 exons.